AGGAGCUGGUCGAAGUGGCUGGGGAGAGGGAAGUCUGGGCCUCUCUGCUUAGGCUGCUGCCCCCGUGACCCGACCUCGGAUAAGCGGAAGAAGAUAGCUGGAUGAAUGGAUGAAUAGUUUUUUGCGACAAAAUGCCCCUUUUUCUGGCUUGAGCACCUACAUAAAAAAUGUCUUUAUAAAGUAUAAUGGUCAAGGUCGAUAAUUUGAGGCUAUUAUGAGAUACUCUCAAAAUCUGUUUGUUUGAAAAAAAAAAAAAAAAAAAGGCUUUAUUUUGAAAAUAAUUGCGGUCCAGUCGGGAAACGAAGAUGCUGACUUCUGACGCAUGCGCAAAAGUGUCGGCGACGAAGGGUAAGAAGACCAAGAUGGCGGACUGAGUGCCUGUUUCACGUUCACGAUCUUAAAGCCAUGUAGAUUUAGAUAUAGCAUCAAAUACCUCAAGAUUCAUUUUUUCCCUAAAGCCUGCGAAACGGAAGCUAAGUUUGGAGCGAUGGAGUGUUAUCUGAAGUGAAGAUUGAAGACGUGAUAGAAGAUGGACGACUACUGCUAUGCUAAGAUGGUGACGUCAUUCAAAAGAGAACAUGAAAGACAAUCAGAAACUUCCAGCAAAUCACCAACGGAGAAGAUGAUAAAAACUGAAGAUGAAGACAUCCAGAAGCUGAUUAGUCAUCCAGAAGAACAUCUCCCUCAGUCAGGACGGAGCUCCACUUUGAAGCAGGAGACUCCACAACCACCCUGCAUUAAAAAGGAAGAGGAGGAACUCUGCAUCACUCCGGAGGGAGAGUGUCUUCUAGGACGAGAGGAAGCUGAUCUCACCAAGUUUCCACUGACCGUCGUCUCUGUGAAGAUUGAAGAUGAUGACGAGAAACCACAAGUAGACAACCUCUUAGCUCCACUAUCAGAUAGUGAGGCUGAAGACGAGGUUGAAGUACCUUUGAGCAGCGAUACAGACUGUGAUGGUGAUGUGAGGACUCAAACUCACGACAAACACCCCGAAUGCUCUAAAAAUUACAGAAUCCAAAAUAAUUUGAGCUGCUCAGUUUGUGCUAAAAGUUUUACCAAAAAAAGCCUUUUGACGCAACACAUGAGAACGCACACUGGAGAAACACCAUUUGUGUGUUCAGUUUGCAGUAAAAGCUUUACGAAAAAGAGCAGUUUGACCGAACACAUGAGAAGACACACAGGAAAAAAAACAUGUUGUUGUUCGGUUUGUAGUAAAAGCUUUUUUAAAAAAAGCAGUUUGACUGAACACAUGAGAACACACACAGGAGAAAAAACAUUUUGUUGUUCAGUUUGUAGUAAACGAUUUAACAAAAGGAGCAGUUUGACUCAACACAUGUUGACACACACCGGAGAGAAAACAUUUAUUUGUUUAGUUUGUGGUAAAAGCUUUUCUCAAAAAAGCAAUUUGACUCAACACACGAGAACACACACUGGAGAAAAAACAUUCAAUUGUUCAGUUUGUGGCAAAAACUUUUCUCAAAGGAGCACUUUAACGCACCACAUGAGGACACACGCAGGCGAAAAAACAUUUGUUUGUUCAUUUUGUGGUAAAAGCUUUUUUUCCAGAUCAGGUUUGACUCCGCACAUGAGAACACACACUGGACAAAAGCCAUUUAUUUGCUCAGUUUGCGGUAAGAGCUUUUCUCAAAAGAUCGGACUGACUCAACAUUCGAGAACACACACGGGGGAAAAACCAUUUAACUGUUCAAUUUGUGGUACACAUUUUUCUCAUAAGAGCAGCUUGAUUCGACACAUGACAACGCACACAGGAGACAAACCAUUUAAUUGCUCAAUAUGCAAUAAAAGCUUUUCUCAAAGGAUCAGAUUUGCUCAACACAUGCGAAGACACACGGGAGAAAAACUAUUUAGUUGUUCAGUUUGUAACAAAAGUUUCUUUACCAGACAAGGGUUGGCCAAACAUAGGAUGAAGCAUACUCGAGAAAAACCUUUUAGUUGUUCAGUCUGCGGCGUAAGAUUCCAUCGUAAUACAGAUGCAGUAGAACACACAACAAAACACACACGGGAGAAAAACCAAGCAGGUGUUUAGUGUGUAGUAUACAUUAUAUUAUGCUGAUAUCUACAAUGCAUGAUGGGUGAUAUGCAAAACACUGUCUCCACACUUCCCCAUGUUUGGCGCAUUUUAGCUGCUUGAUAUUUAUGACUGAUUACAAAACUUACAGGAGGUCGUCAGGAAAGAAAACAAAGGUAGGAGUCGAAAUGUCACAUACUCUUAAAGGGGAACAUUAUCACCAAACCUAUGCAAGCGUCAAUAUAUACCUUGAUGUUGCAGAAAAAAGAUAUUUUAUUUUUUUAACCGAUUUCCGAACUCUAAAUGGGUGAAAUUUGGCAAAUUAAACGCCUUUCUGUUUAUCGGUCUUUGACGUCACCGAGGUAACACACCCGCCAUUUUCAUUUUCACAUUACAAACACCGGGUCUCAGCUCUGUUAUUUUCCAUUUUUUCAACUAUUUUUUGGAACCUUGUAGACAUCAUGCCUCGUCGGUGUGUUGUCGGAGGGUGUAACAACACUAACAGGGAGGGAUUCAAGUUGCACCACUGGCAAGAAAUCUGCCGCCAGACCCCCAUUGAAUGUACCAAAGUGUCUUCACAUUUGACCGGCGAUGCUAAGACAGACAUGGCACAGAGAUGUAUGGAUAACCUGCAGAUGCAUUUGCAACAAUUAAGUCAACGAAAUCACAAAGGUGAGUUUUGUUGAUGUUGUUGACUUAUGUGCUAAUCAGACAUAUUUGGUCACUCACGGCAUGACUGCCAGCUAAUCGAUGCUUACAUGCUACGCUAAUCGAUGCUAACAUGCUAGCUGUAUGUACAUUUGAAACGAGAUACCCACAUUUAAUGCGAAACAAACACUUACCAAUCGAGGGAUUUAAGUUGCUCCAGUGUCACAAGAUGCGAAAGUCCUGAUCGUUUGGUCCGCACAUUUUACCGGCGAUGCUAAUAAGGCAGCCAUGCUAUGGGCCACUUCAUUAGGUACACCUAUGCUAUGGCCGAAUAGCGUCAAUAGCUAUUCGCUCAAUAACUUCAAUUUCUUCUUCAAUUUCGUUUUCGCUAUCUGCCUCCAUACUCCGACCAUCUGUUUCAAUACAUGCGUAAUCUGUUGAAUCGCUUAAACCGCUGAAACCCGAGUCUGAAUCCGAGCUAAUGUCGCUAUAUCUUGCUGUGGUAACCGCCAUGUUGUUUGUAUUGGCAGCCCUGUAUGACGUCACAGGGAAAUGAAUAGUAGUUUCAAAGAUAGCGAAAAUAAGGCACUUUAAAGCUUUAUUUAGGGAUUUAGGGUCCUCUCCAAGGUUUCUCAUUGUCACUGGCGUCCCACUGGAUGUGAAUUCUCCCUGCCCACUGGGUGUGAGUUUUCCUUGCCCUUUUGUGGGUUCUUCCGAGGAUGUCGUAGUCGUAAUGGUUUGUACAGUCCUUUGAGACAUUUGUGAUUUAGGGCUAUAAGACUAAACAUUGAUUGAUUGAUUGAUUUAGAAAUUGCAGACGUGAUUUAUUUAUUUUUGUUGUUGUCACAUUGAUGUGUCGUGUUCAGUUGAUUUAUAAAGUGACAGUUGAUUUGCAAAAUGUGUGUAAAGCAGAACAUGUGUUAGGACAUCCGGAGACUUAUAUAAUUGUUAAAUAACUAGUGCAAUAAUUGUGCUGUGGGUGUCAUUUUAGUGUGGAAAAAAACUGUAAUAGCAGGGGGAGUCAUACCAAAGACUAUAAAAAUGGGAGCCAUUACCUCCUUGCCUGACACUCAGCAUCAAGGGUUGCAACUAGGGGGUUAAAUCACCAAAAAAUGAUUCCCGGUCCCGGCCACGGCUUCUGCUCGCUGCUCCCCUCGCCUCCCAGAGGGUGAUCAGGGGUGAUGGGUCAAAUGCAGAGAAAAAUUUCGCCACACCUCGUGUGUGUGUGUGUGUGUGUGUGACUAUCAUUGGUACUUUAACUUUCACUUAAAUAUUCAUGACAAAAUUGUGCUUUGUUUUAAAGAUGUGUUAUUUUGAUUUACACUGUAUGAAGAAAAAAUGGCAUUGGAGAAGGCAUUGGACCGUGUCCCUCGGGAAGUCCUGUGGGGAGUGCUCAGAGAGUAUGGGGUAUCGGACUGUCUUAUUGUGGCGGU
Molecule: messenger RNA, 4110 nt
Organism: Nerophis ophidion (straightnose pipefish)
Lineage: Eukaryota; Metazoa; Chordata; Actinopteri; Syngnathiformes; Syngnathidae
Product: gastrula zinc finger protein XlCGF57.1-like
Exons: 2
Coding region: 530-2047 (505 amino acids)
Biological process (GO): regulation of transcription by RNA polymerase II
Cellular component (GO): nucleus
Molecular function (GO): DNA-binding transcription factor activity, RNA polymerase II-specific; RNA polymerase II transcription regulatory region sequence-specific DNA binding
Source: RefSeq, a predicted model, not a curated record